Messenger RNA from Ostertagia ostertagi, 681 nucleotides. NCBI's taxonomy places the organism in Eukaryota, Metazoa, Nematoda, Chromadorea, Rhabditida, Trichostrongylidae. The record is from the annotation of a GenBank genome assembly.
AUGCAACAGCUACCUUCGAAGAGAACGCGAACGGAGGAUGUGAAUCCUGCUGUCGACCAGGGCCUCCUGGUCCUCCCGGACCACCAGGGAAGCCGGGCAGACCUGGACGACCGGGCGCUCCUGGCCUACCCGGGGUGCCAGGGCUGCCACCACACCGCGAUGGACCACCGAGAUUCACCGGGGAAACCGGAGAAGCAGAGAAUCUGGGAGUAUGGUUCAGGCUGGCCUCCUGGCCAAGAUGGGCGCGGCUUCAGCCCAGAGCCAAAGGCCCACAGCAGCUCCUGGAAUCCUGGAAAGCCGGCGAAAACAAGGAGGCUGCAAGAUCCGAGUGUGAACCAGUUUCUCCUGGCGAUCAGGGACCACCUGGAGACCCGGGACCUGAAGGACUGCCUGGUAGCCCUGGUCUUCAAGGACCUCCCGGAACUCCAGGCAAACAAGGUGAGAAAGGUCCAGAUGGAAGUGAUGGCCAACCAGGACUGGAUGGCAGUCCCGGGCAUCCUGGACCUCCCGGACCACCUGGACGUCCAGGCGAACCGGGCAUUUGUCCCAAGUAUUGCGCUAUUGAUGGUGGUAUCUUCUUCGAAGAUGGAACUCGUCGUUAGUAUGAGUAAUCUCUGCAUAAUAAGUUAUUUCUUGCCAAACGCACUUUUAUCUGUUUGUGUUGACAAUAAACAUGGUGAA